Cyclocybe aegerita is the source of this 747-nucleotide messenger RNA. The record is from the annotation of a GenBank genome assembly. Lineage: Eukaryota; Fungi; Basidiomycota; Agaricomycetes; Agaricales; Hemipholiotaceae.
AUGGCCCCUAACUGCAAGGCUCAGGGUCGUUCGUGCUCAUUCUUGCCCCACUGCCCGCCUGGUUCACCCCACCACCACUCCCUCGCCCUCCUCAGCCUCUGCUGCCAUGUCUCGCCCAUCGAACACCCCCAGGGGCUGUCCAACAAUGCCCCUGGGUCGUUUGGGCUUGUUCUUGCCCCACUGCCCUCCUUGUUCACCCCACCACCUGUUUGCCCUCCUUGCCCUCCACUGCCCCUUCUCACCAUCCAACACCCCCAGGGGCUGUCCAACAAUGCCCCUGGUGCACAAAUGAGCCUGAACUUCAGAGUUCGGGCUCGUUCAGGCUCGUUUUUUUGCUGCUGCCUGCCUGGUUCACCCCACCCCCUCACCCUCCUCACCCUCCUUGCCCUCCACUGCCACAUCUUGCCAUCUGACACCCCCAGGGGCCGUCCAACAACACCCCUGGUGCAUGAACAGCCCAGAACUGUGACAUUUGGGGUCGUUCGUGCUCAUUCUCGCCCCACUGCCUGCCUGGUUCACCCCACCACCACCCACUCGCCCUCCUCACCCUCUGCCACCGCAUCUCACCAUCUGACACCCCCAGAGGCCAUCCAACGACGCCCCUGGUGCACAAACAAGCUUGAACUUCAGAGUUCAGGCUUGUUUGUGUGCGUUCUCACCCCACCGCCUGCCUGGUUCACCCCACCCCCUCACCCUCCUUGCCCUCCGCCACUGCAUCUCACCAUCCAACACCCCUCACCCAUCUAA